AUGUUUUUAAUACCCGAAAAGAACCGGGCAGCAUGGAGUUCAUUUAUAAUAUAUUCUUGGUUUGUAUUUGCUAAACCUAAUGAUAAAUUUUGUAAUUGCUUGCUUUCUAACCUACGAAUUGAAAAUGCUUCAGUUGAAAUAUUUCAGACUAUGAAAAAUUGCACUGACGCAGAAGUGCAAAGUUGUCUAAAGAAGGAGUCGGGACAAAAAAAUGAAAGUAAUAAUGUUGUAUACUUACCGUCAUCAAUUUUGGAUGAAUUUAAAGCGAAAAAAAAGAAUUUAAAGCAGAUUCAAGCUGAAGUAGAAUGGAAAGGUACCAAGUUACCUGUUGAUCAUGAACACUGUGGGACGGGAAAAAGCAUGGUCAAAGCUUUGUUUGGCAGUGAAAGAACAAUUUGUGAAGAGCGUGGUGGAAGACCUAGCUGUAUUUCACAAGUGAACGAUAUAAUACUGAAGGAAGAAUCAUGUAGCAGCAACCCCAAGCGUUCAAAACCUGGGACAAGACGAAGGAAAGCGCGAGUUUCUGCGUGUAGGAAUAUAAAAGUCAGGAAAGAGACUAAAAAACGGUCUACUUUACGAAGAAGCUCGAAUACAAAAACUGAACCUGAACCAUCUAAACUGAAUUUUGAUAAAGAAAGUGCUGCAGAAAUCCGUGACUCGCUGGAAAAUUGUAAAUGCUCUCCAAUUCGUUCAAAUUUUCUUCAUCAGUCUCUGUUUUCGGAAGAAAGUCAUAUUCUAUCUCGGCAGCAACCAUUUUUGAGCUCAACGCCACUUUCCAAGGCUGAAAAAAGAGCUGCUGCCCAAGUUAAUGAAAAUAAAAAUAAUACAUCUGAAGUAGAAAAAGGAAAUGAGGUAGCACUCAGAGGAGAAAAAGGAAUUGAUUCAGCCAACAAAGCAAAAGUUGGUAAAAUCAAAAGAUGUGGUGUUCGCAAAACGAAAGUAUCUAAACAAACUGCCAAUUUAGGAAUCGAACUGAAAACGAGUGGCGUAGCAACACGACUUCGCUCGCGUCAGAAGUUGACUUUGUCUUCUGUACCGGUGGCUUUGAAAUCUCGUAACAGAUAG
Molecule: messenger RNA, 1065 nt
Organism: Thelazia callipaeda (thelaziosis nematode)
Lineage: Eukaryota; Metazoa; Nematoda; Chromadorea; Rhabditida; Thelaziidae
Source: the annotation of a GenBank genome assembly